AUGGAUGGUCCAGAUCAGAUCGGGCCGGAUCACAGGCCUCGGCGCUCCUUCAAAGACAACCUAAAUCGUGCCGUAAAGAAGUUCACUACACGGGAGGGCCUCGUCGGUGACUACGACUACGCAUAUCUGUUUAUUCCCCGCCUGCCGUUCACCAAGCGCCCCCGCAAAUCCGCCCCAUUCUUUGGUCUCGAAGACAGCGUCCCUGUUUGCCUUGCACUGAUCCUGGGUCUGCAACAUGCCCUCGCCAUGUUGGCCGGUGUCAUCUCACCACCUAUUAUCCUCUCCGGUACAUUGGGUGCCAACUUCGGCAGUGAAUACUCUCAGUAUCUGGUCUCCACUUCCUUGGUGGUUUGUGGCAUUUUGAGUGCCGUGCAAAUGUGUCGGUUCCAUGUGCGAGGAACAAAGUACUUCAUUGGAACUGGCUUGCUAUCCGUGGUUGGGACUUCCUUCUCGACAAUUACUGUCGCCGAGGGAGCCUUCAGUCAGAUGUACAAGUCGGGCUAUUGUCCUACUGCGGCCGAUGGGACCAAGUUGCCAUGUCCGGAUGGAUAUGGUGCCUUGCUCGGUCCUGGCGCGCGUCUUCCCCUCCGCUUGUUACUGGUCCUGACUGUUCUGUUGAUCGGUGCUUCGCUCAUCAAGUCCGCCAUGCAGGACUGGGGCGGUGGUUCAUCUUGUUAUCCUAGCGGAUCGACCAGGCCGAUGUGUCCCAGUGCGGAUGCGCCUCACGCUCUGCCCUGGGGAAGCCCCGAGUUCAUUGGUCUCGGUUUCCUCGUGUUCGUAACGAUCAUUUUGUGUGAGCGCUUCGGCCCUCCUAUCCUGAAGAGUUGCGCCGUCGUGGUCGGCUUGCUGGUCGGAUCUGUUGUUGCGGCUGCCUGCAACUACUUCGAGAGGUCUGGCAUUGACGUUGCUCCGGUGGCAUCUUUUGCCUGGGUCCAUACUUUCAAAUUGAGCAUUUACCCACCUCUGAUUCUUCCACUACUAGCGCUCUACGUUGUCAUUAUGAUGGAGUCGAUCGGUGAUAUCACUGCAACCUGCGAUGUCUCCCGCCUCCAGGUCGAGGGUGGUACCUUCGACUCCCGCAUCCAGGGUGGUGUUCUUGGUAACGGACUCACCUGCCUCAUUGCCGGCUUGAUGACCAUCAGUCCCAUGUCUGUCUUCGCACAGAAUAACGGUGUCAUCGCUUUGACCAAGUGCGCUAACCGUACAGCCGGUUACUGCUGCUGCUUCUUCUUGAUUGUCAUGGGCAUUUUCUCCAAAUUUGCCGCUGCACUGGUCUCCAUCCCCAGCGCCGUCCUCGGAGGCAUGACUAGUUUCUUAUUCAGUAGUGUUGCUGUCUCUGGUAUUCGCAUCAUCGCGACCAUCGACUUCAACCGCCGCAACCGCUUCAUUAUUACCGCCAGCUUCGCCCUGGGAAUGGGUAUCACCCUCGUCCCCGAUUGGUGGUUCUAUGUCUUCACUUACAGUGGAGAUAACCACUCUUUGGAAGGUCUACUCAAUGCCGUCGACCUUGUCAUGGAGAAUGGUUUCGCCGUGACUGCCAUUGCUGGCGUCAUCUUGAACUUGAUUAUACCCGAGGAAGACGAUGAUAUUAGUCCCGUCCUCAAUGCUAGCGAGUCCGAUGAGUUGGAACCUACACCUGCUCCAGAGCCUGUCAAGGCCUGA
This is a messenger RNA of Penicillium maclennaniae, 1662 nucleotides long. Its product is annotated as nucleobase:cation symporter-2 family protein. Gene Ontology annotation, cellular component: membrane; fungal-type vacuole. Gene Ontology annotation, molecular function: xanthine transmembrane transporter activity. Gene Ontology annotation, biological process: transmembrane transport; xanthine transport. Lineage: Eukaryota; Fungi; Ascomycota; Eurotiomycetes; Eurotiales; Aspergillaceae. The record is from RefSeq and is a predicted model, not a curated record. The transcript has 3 exons. Bases 1 to 1662 code for a protein of 553 amino acids.